Molecule: messenger RNA, 2135 nt
Organism: Cyclopterus lumpus (lumpfish)
Lineage: Eukaryota; Metazoa; Chordata; Actinopteri; Perciformes; Cyclopteridae
Gene: blnk
Product: B cell linker
Exons: 24
Coding region: 274-1794 (506 amino acids)
Biological process (GO): cell surface receptor protein tyrosine kinase signaling pathway; intracellular signal transduction
Source: RefSeq, a predicted model, not a curated record
UAUAUGACUUUGAGGAAGUCUCUGCUUCCCUUCUGUGGGUCCCCAGAUUUGUAUUUUAUUUCUUAAAAGAAUACCAUGAAUUGCCACAUUACUUAUGGAUGAAGAGGAGGGAGACGGAGAGUAUGUCUUGGAUUUAAUGAGGUGACCUCCCAGCGUGUACUUCUCCCUGUUAAAGCUGGCUGGUGUGUUGGAGCUGCGGUGCGUGACGGGUCAGGCUAUUACCGUACUUCCAAAAGCACACUCUUGCUCAGAGGUUCCCUGUCGAGCCAAAAAAUGAACCUGCCAUCCAGAGAGGAGUUUGAAGGGUGGGACCAGGCGCGAGUAGCCUUCUUUUUGAGCAGGAACAAAAUGCAGGAAUGUGCUGCUGUCGUCAACAGACUGAGGAUUAAUGGACAAAUACUUCUGAGCCUGUCCGACAGUGACAUGAACCAGUUCAGUCUCAUCCACCGACCGCAGCUUCAAAAGAUUGUCCAAGACAUCAAGAAGAAUGAUGGCAGCUUGCUGAACAAACUGAGGAGGCUGAAGAGCAAGCCGCUUCCAAAAGUGCCUGCGAGAGAUUACAGAGAUGACAGGGAAGAUGGUGAACUGUCUGAUACGGACUACGAUAACGACGCGUAUGUGGAUCCCCGCGAGGACCAGGACGACAGCUACGAGCCUCCUCCCAGCCACAGGGCCUUCACCACGACUCCCUCUGCCCCCUUCUCGAGGGGGGAGUAUCUCGACAACCACCGUCACCGGCCCUGCCGGCCGCCCAGAAAGCCCCUCCGCCCAGGCAAAGACUCCAAGCAACUGCCCCCUGAACCCACUCAGCAGGGGAGCGAUGAAGACUACAUCGAUCCCGACUGCAGCAACGACGACGACGACAACUACGUGGAGCCCGCGGGGAAUCCGUCCUCCAAUCCUGUGAUGCAUGGUGGGGGCAGAGCAGGGAGGGAGCAUCCCAUGUUGCACACACCUUUACCAGAGCGUCCACCCAGUCCCGACUUUUAUGAAGUUCCUGACAAAGAGGGAAACUCAUUAUCUCUUCCAGCAAGCAGACUGUGUCCAAGCCCCACAACACAGUCGCAUUCUCUGCCACCAAUGCCAAGCCCCAGAGGGAACACGAGGAGAUCGCCCACUGCUGUCCGGGAACCUUCGGAGGACGAUGAAUAUGAAGUCUGUGAUCCAGGGGACCGUUCCAGUGAUAAACCUGCAGACGGCCCUUCUCCACCAAAACCUUUUUCCAGAGAGUCACCAAAACCACCGAGGCCAGAUUUAAAACCUAGGGAAUUUGACAGGCGAACGCUGCCGGUGAUGAGGAUCGAACAGAAGCUCCCGCAAAAAGCUUUCACACUGGACACGAAACGGCCAAAGAUUCCCUUUCCACAGUUGACCCCCCCCAGGCCAGCCGACAGAGGAAGCGUGUCUGCUGAGAACGGCUCGCCAGACCAAGACAAGGACGCAGACAUCGAUAAGAAGCCCUGGUACGGCGGCGCAUGUGACCGCAAGACCGCCGACGACGCCUUGUGUCGCUCCAGCAGGGGCGGGGCGUUCAUGGUGAGGAAGAGCUCCGGGCAGGACGCACAGCAGCCGUACACGCUGGUGGUGUUCUACAAGGGCCGGGUGUACAACAUCCCGAUCCGCUUCAUAGCGGCCACGCAGCAGUACGCUCUGGGGCGAGAGAAGAAGGGGGAGGAGCAUUUCAGCAGCGUCUGCCACAUCAUCGAGAACCACCAGAGGACUCCUCUGGUGCUGAUUGAUAGCCAGAGCAACGCCAAGGACACCACCAUGCUGCGCUUCCCCACGAGGCCCUAGAUUGGCCCUCGCCAAAGCUCCACGCAACUCCACCUGCUGCGUCUGACAAGACUAUCGUUUACAGGCCUCGUCGUCUCUCCCCCUCCAGUGUCGAGAUCCCCGCCUGCACUGCUGGCCAUGCAGAGCCAAAGUAGCGCCGACGCAGAUUACUUUUUAUUAUGAUGGUUGUUCUUAUUUUUAAUGCUUAGUCAGUAAACGGUGUGUGAAAAUAAAUGCAAAGGAAGGAGACAGCAUUGAUGAAGCUGGUAGAAUAUUUAUUUAUGACAGCAAUACUGUAUGUUGGGGGAGCCCAAGAUUGUAUAUUUUUGUUUUAUUAAAAAAAGUUUUUUUUUUUAAAAACA